Symbiodinium pilosum is the source of this 342-nucleotide messenger RNA. The record is from the annotation of a GenBank genome assembly. NCBI's taxonomy places the organism in Eukaryota, Dinophyceae, Suessiales, Symbiodiniaceae.
AUGGCAAGGGCAUUGUCUUUAGUUUGGACCUGGGGUAGCGCGCCAAUCGAGCUGUGCCCUUUCCACGUGGAUAUGAGACUGUUCCGCUAUUUCACCGCGAUUUAUUUGGGCUAUGGGACGCUUUGCUAUCCUGUGCAGCUGGCGGCUGCUGUGGCGCUGGCCCCGAGGUUCAGCCGCAUUUUUGAGGGGCUAAAGUCGCGCCUGGGGCUGAAUUGGUGGGCAGCUGGCGCUUGGCUGCUGCUCCUCAUUGCUGCAGGCUUGGCUGCUGUGAUGGCUGGAAUUAUAAUUGCCUUGGCAUUGUGGCCGGCAAUGCCUACCUACUGGCUACACGGCUUUCAUUGA